Daldinia loculata is the source of this 953-nucleotide messenger RNA. RefSeq lists its product as uncharacterized. Bases 133 to 654 code for a protein of 173 amino acids. The record is from RefSeq and is a predicted model, not a curated record. The transcript has a single exon. NCBI's taxonomy places the organism in Eukaryota, Fungi, Ascomycota, Sordariomycetes, Xylariales, Hypoxylaceae.
AAGAACUUCAAAUUGUCGGCAUCCCCAAAUCUCUCUCACGUAAAUCUCCGGAAACUCCAAAAGCGAAAACAUUACGAGCUCGAUUUGUAAUAAAAGAGAAGAAGAAAAAAAGCCUCAAAACGAACAGACACUAUGCGAGGACGCGCUGCUCUCUGCCUAUCCCUCGCGGGACAAGCUCUCGCAGCCCCUGCCCAUGUCCGACGGGCUGAUUGCGCCGAAUUGUCGACGACAACACCCAACUGGAAAUUAUCGAACGCCGCCUCUUCGGACUGGCCCGGUGGUCAGAGUGGUCGAGUCGAGCUCUUCGCCCGCCACGUUCCCACGGGUACCUUGGCCGACUGCGACGUGGAAUACCGCCUAAACGUAGACGGGGAGAUCAUCGACUACGAUCCCACCUCCACCCACGAAUGCCUCAACUUCGGCGCAAGCCCCUUAAACACCACCGUCCAACUCAACAUGGAGACUCUAGUUUUGAGCAUCCAGAGCAGCUGGACUUGCGAAGGGGACGAGAAGACGUAUUCGGCGUCCGGCGAGGCUGCUUUGAAGAGGGACACGUCUCCCGGGGCCUGCUUGGUCGAGCCGUCGCAAGCCGGCGACUCUACCACGUGCCCCAUAGCCGAUGUAGAUGUCGAGGGAAAGCUCGCCGAAGCGUGAGGGUCUUGGAUAGUUGCGUCGAGUAGUGGAUGUCUAGAUACGGGCGUUCUGAGGAUAAAACUACUCUAGAAAAGGAUUUUGGGAUGCGAUUUCAUGAGUCCAACACUCGUUGAAACAUUUAUUUAUAUGAUAGAAUCAAUUGGGGAUAUAUGAUAUUUCGUUGCUCUAAUUUGCGUGUUUAUUGGGACAUUUUGGUGAAUCCUUCGAAAUAUGGGUAAGAACCGUCAUGCGGAAGUAUAGAAAAGGAGGUCAGAUUGCAACAAAAGCUAAACGCAAUGAAAUGUUCGAAUGUUAACGCC